Messenger RNA from Fusarium tjaetaba, 606 nucleotides. RefSeq lists its product as uncharacterized. The record is from RefSeq and is a predicted model, not a curated record. The transcript is spliced from 3 exons. The coding region runs from base 1 to 606 and encodes 201 amino acids. Lineage: Eukaryota; Fungi; Ascomycota; Sordariomycetes; Hypocreales; Nectriaceae.
AUGAAAACUAACAUUGAGCUCUUGGAUGAGCAGAAAAUCCGCGAACGACUCCAUAUCGUUAUGGGAGACUUCAGCCUGCAUGAUAUAGUAUGGAGUGGCGCUUCGUUGCCGACCCCGUUCUGGGACAUCCCAGCCCGCAGGUUGCUAGCGCACGAGAUGAGUACCAAUGCUAACAUGGCUUUCUUGACAAAGCAAGGUACUGUCACCUAUAGCAAAGGCAAAGGCGGUGACCACUCAACUGGUUCAUGCCUCGACCUCACUUCCAUAGCCCUUGGAAUGACAGCGACCACUGUCCCAUCAGGACAACUCUUGACAUUAGUAUUCACCGUCGACAUCAAGGAGAACUCGCGACGCGCUCGCGAAAUUCCGCUCCAAGAUGCAAACUAUGUGGAAGAGUUCAUGCCAGCGCUCGUCGAACUCAUCUUUGCCGCCUCAAUCCGUACUACCGAACCCCGCCUCGUAAACCCACCACCAGUACAGAAACCGAUGGGCCUUCAUUCAAGGCAGAUACUGCUUGGGGACGACGUUGGGCUUGAUGUACUUCCUUCUCAAGUCGACCUCGAGCCGCGGCCGAAGAAGCCAACGCUCUGGCGUGAGUACCUUUAA